AGAGCAUUGGUAGACUUUUCCUUAGAACAAAAUUGAAAAGCCAUUUUCUUCCAACGAAAUUUACAGAUACUCUUCACCUUUCUUUUUCUAGAAAACGCAGUAGAACUGAAAUGGGGUUUGGAAAGGAAACCAUUGGUAGUAUUUUCGAUUCCACCAUGUUCGUCCUAAUUUUGUUCACCUUGCUGCUGUCACAGCAUCAGUGUGCUGAAGUUUAUGAGAUAACUCCGUCACAACCAUUUUCACAGACACAAACCCUUGUCUCCCCCAGCCGCAUUUUCGAAUUGGGGUUCUUCAGUCCUAAUGGUUCGGUUAACAAGUACGUGGGGAUAUGGCACACGAACAUAUCUCCGCGGAAAGUUGUAUGGGUUGCCAACAGAGAAAACCCUCUUGCAGCUUCAGAUACCUUGGCUAAUUUGACAAUUAGCAGCAAUGGGAAUCUGGAGCUUGUAGAUGGGAAGCAGAAUUCUCUUUGGUCAACGAAUAUUUCGGUGCCAUCUAAUGGUUCAGCUGCAGAGCUUUUGGACAGCGGAAAUCUUGUCGUAAAAGAUGAUGAUGUCGGUGCUGAUCCAUUGUGGCAGAGUUUUGAUUAUCCUAGUGACACACUUCUACCAAAUAUGGUGCUGGAAUUCGAUAGUAAAUCCGGAAAGCGCAGUUUAAUGAAAGCCUGGAAAAGUGAGAUUGAUCCAUCAGCUGGCUUGUUCUGGGCUGGACUUUCACGGGACGUUCCAUCACAAGUGUUCAUUUGGAUUAAUGAAUCGAAACCCUACUGGAGAAGUGGGGCAUGGGAUAAAUCAAGGUUCAUCGGGGUACCGGAUAUGAAUAAUCAAUAUCUAAGUGGAUUCACUCUAAAUGAUGAUGUGAACCCGGGAACAAAAUCUUUUUCCUACAGGUUUUUUGACAAUUCGCUUUCAUAUCUUGGCAUCUCUUCGGAUGGAGUACUGAAUCUUAAGCUUUCGGACAAUGGCAGCAACUGGUGGCUUAACUGGGAGGCACCGGUGAAUCCAUGCGACAUUUAUGGAACAUGUGGUGUUUAUGGUGUCUGCAAAGGUUCUGAAUCUCCAAAUCCAAAUUGCGAGUGUUUGAAAGGGUUUGUACCAAAAUCAAAUGAGGAAUGGAGCAACGGAAACAGGACUGGAGGGUGUGUGAGGACCACCGAAUUGUUUUGUGAUCAGAGUAACACAAGCAGGUCAUUUGCUUCAGGAGGAAAAGAAGAUGGCUUUCGGAAGAUGGUGGGAUUAAAGCUACCAGAUUUUCAUGAGCUUAUCGAAAAUCUGGAGGCUGACGAGUGCAAGAUACGAUGCCUAAAUAAUUGUUCUUGUCAGGCUUAUGCGCAAGUUAAUAAUAUAGGGUGUUUGGUCUGGUCCAGUGACCUUAUUGAUAUACAAGAGUUUACAUUUGGAGGGAACGAUCUUUAUAUUCGCCUAGCACACGGAGAAUUAGAUGAAGGAAAGCCUGUAAAGCUAAUUGCUAGCGUCACUGCUGUUGGUUUUAUCAGUAUCUUGAGUGCCAUAGCUUUCGGUGUUCAGAGACUGCGCGGUAAAAAAACAGGGAACACGAAAGAAAAAACAAAGUUAAUGCAGUUGAAUCAUACAAGUGAUAAUUCAAGGGACAAUCUUCAAGAAUACAUAAGAAAACAUGAUCCAUCGGAGCUAUUCAUCUACGAUUUUGACAGCAUAUUAAAUGCCACAAACAAUUUCAGCACCAUGAACAAACUCGGGGAAGGAGGUUUCGGCCCUGUUUACAAGGGUAAGCUACAAGAAGGAAAGGAAAUAGCAGUAAAACGACUAUCUAGUAGCUCGGGGCAAGGCAUAGAGGAGUUCAAGAAUGAGAUGCUGUUGAUCUCCAAACUCCAACACAAGAAUCUUGUUAGGAUCAUGGGCUGCUGCGUCAAGGACGAUGAAAAGUUACUGAUUUAUGAGUUCAUGCCUAACAGAAGCUUGGAUACUCUUCUAUUCGAUCCAAAGCGCAAAGCAGAGCUUGAUUGGGCUAGACGCUUCAAUAUUAUUCAGGGAGUUGCUAGAGGGCUUCUUUAUCUCCACCACGAUUCCCGUUUGAAGGUAAUCCAUAGAGAUUUGAAGGUUAGUAACAUUCUCUUGGAUGAGAAUAUGAACCCAAAAAUUUCAGAUUUUGGAUUGGCACGAAUCGUUGAAGCAACACAGAGUCUAGCAAAUACUCACAAGGUUGUGGGAACACUUGGCUAUAUGUCUCCCGAAUACGCCAUGGGUGGGAUAUUUUCUGAAAAAUCUGAUGUCUAUAGCUUUGGUGUCUUGCUAUUGGAGAUUAUCGCCGGCAAAAAGAAUACUAGCUUCUAUUACAACGAAGAACAGCACGGAUUUUUAGCUUAUGUUUGGCACUUAUGGAAUGAAGGCAGGGGACUGGACUUGCUGGAUGAAGUAUUGGCGGAUUCAUAUUCGUCAUCAGAAGUAACAAGAUGCAUGCAUAUCGGACUUCUCUGCGUACAGGACAAGUCUGAAGAUAGGCCAAUCAUGCCGGACGUAGUUUUCACACUAAGUAGUGAGACGAAUCUUCCACUACCUAAGCAGCCUAUAUUUUCUAAUUUCCGAAACGCAGUCUAUAAUCCUCAACCUCAAUAUGACAAUAUUUUCUCUGCAAAUGAAGAAACUAUAACCAUUAUCGAAGGUCGGCCCAAAACAGUAUUUCAAUGUUUGAUCGUAUUGCUUUUCAGGGAAUUUUUAAUCAUUCAGAUGCAAAUUAGAACCGAAAGUAGUGUUAGUACGAUGAAUUCCUCCAUGUUCUUCCUAUUCUUCUUCAGCUUGCUUCUUCUGUCACGGCACCAUUGUGCCGAAGUUUACGAGAUAAGUCCUGCGCAACCAUUAUCAGAGGGACAAACUCUUGUCUCCCCCCGCCAUGUUUUCGAAUUGGGAUUCUUCAGUCCUAAUAAUAAUUCCGGUAAUAAGAAGUAUGUGGGGAUAUGGCACAAGAGUAUUUUUCCUCGAAAAGUUGUAUGGGUGGCCAACAGAGAAAAGCCGAUUGCAGCUUCAGACACCUUGGCUAGUUUGAGAAUAAGCAGCAUGGGGAAUCUGGAGCUUGUAGAUGGAAAACAGAAUCCUCUUUGGUCAACGAAUAUUUCGGUGCUAUCUAAUGGUUCAGCUGCAUCUCUUUUAGACACCGGAAACUUUGUCGUAAAAGAUGAUGAUGUCGGAGCUGAACCGUUGUGGCAGAGUUUUGAUUAUCCUAGUGACACACUUCUACCAAGUAUGCUGCUGGGGUUCAAUAGCAAAUCUGGAGAGACGAAUUUCCUGACUUCCUGGAAAAGUGAGAGUGAUCCAUCGACGGGGAUGUUCAUGGUUGGAUUGACACCAGAGGUGCCAUCACAGAUUGUAAUUUGGAUUAAUGGAUCAACUCCCUACUGGAGAACCGGGCCAUGGGAUAAAUCAAAGUUCAUCGGGCUACCAGGUACAAAUGAUGCAUAUACAAGUGGAUUCAGAUUAGAUGAUAAUGCAGAGGAAGGAACAAAGUAUUAUUCUUAUAGUUCUUAUAAUUACGGGGACGUUUUGGCGUACUCAGACAUCUCUUCAGACGGUACACUUAAGUUUAUGAAUUCGGAACGUGGAGAGUACUGGAUUCUUGACUUUUUAGCACAAAAUAACUCAUGUGAUAAGUAUGCAGCAUGCGGACCUUUCGGGGUUUGCAAACGUUCUGAAUCUCCAACAACUCCAAUAUGCAAGUGUUUGAAAGGGUUUGUACCAAAGUCACACGAGGAAUGGAGCAAAGGAAACAGGACAGGAGGGUGUGUGAGGCAAACCAAAUUGUUUUGUGAGACUAAUACAAGUCAGUCAGUCGCUUCGAGAAGAAAUGAAGACGGGUUUUUGAAGAUGACGCAGUUAAAAGUACCAGAUUUUCAUGAAUAUAUCAAGUUUUCAGAUGCACAGAAGUGCAGGACACAGUGCCUAAAAAAUUGUUCUUGCCUGGCUUAUGCACAUGUUGAUAACAUAGGAUGUUUGGUCUGGUCCAAAGGCCUUCUUGAUAUACAGGAAUUUGUCUAUGGUGGAGAAGAUCUUUUUAUUCGCCUGGACCGCUCAGAACUCGGUGAAGGAAAGCCAAUAAAGUUAAUUGCCAGCCUCGCAGCAAUUUGUUUGAUUAGCAUCUUGGGUGCCCUAGGGUUCGGUUUCCACAGGUUGCAAGCUAAUAAUAAAAAGGGAAACGCCAGAUUAACUGAUACAAUUGAGAACGGAAGAGACACUCUUCAAGAAUACAUUGGAAAGCAUGAUCCAUCAGAGCUGGUCAUCUAUAAUUUCGAUAGCAUUUUAAUCGCAACGAACAAUUUCAGUAUCACAAACAAACUCGGGGAAGGAGGAUUUGGCCCUGUUUACAAGGGUAAGCUGCAAGAAGGGAAGGAAAUAGCGGUAAAAAGACUAUCUAGUAGCUCAGGGCAGGGCAUGGAAGUCAAGAAUGAAGUGUUGUUGAUCUCCAAACUCCAACAUAAAAAUCUUGUUAGGAUCUUGGGUUGCUGUGUUAAAGAUGACGAGAAGUUACUGAUUUAUGAGUUCAUGCCAAACAGAAGCUUGGAUACUCUUCUAUUCAAUCCAACACAGAGAGCAGUGCUUGAUUGGGGUAGACGCUUCAAUAUUAUUCAGGGUGUCGCUAGAGGGCUUCUUUAUCUCCAUCAUGAUUCCUGUUUGAGAGUAAUACAUAGAGAUUUGAAAGUUAGUAACAUUCUCUUGGAUGAGAAAAUGAACCCAAAAAUUUCAGAUUUUGGAUUGUCACGAAUCGUUGAAGCGGCACAAAGUCUAGCAAAUACUCACAAGAUUGUGGGAACACUUGGUUAUAUGUCUCCGGAGUAUGCUAUGGGUGGAAUAUUUUCUGAAAAAUCUGAUGUCUAUAGCUUCGGCGUCUUGUUAUUGGAGAUUAUUAGGGGCAGGAAGAGUACUGGCUUCUAUCACAACGAAGAACAGCUAGGCUUCCUAUCUUAUGCAUGGCACUUAUGGAAUGAAGGCAGGGGAUUCGAAUUUGUAGAUGAAGUGUUGGCCGAAUCUUUUUCCUUAUCAGAAGCAACGAGAUGCAUGCAUAUCGGGCUUCUUUGUGUGCAGGACAAGGCUGCAGAUAGGCCUACCAUGCUGGAUGUAGUUUUCGCGCUAAGUAGUGAGAAGGAUCUUCCACCACCUAAGCAGCAUAUAUUUACAAAUUUCGAAAACUCAUCAGUCUAUGAUCCUCACCCACAUUACGACAACAUUUUCUCUGUGGAUAACGCUACCAUAACACUGAUUGCAGGACGAUAAGCAAUCCCAUACCGUCGCAUCACAAUGCAGCGAAUUUCGACCAUUAUUUUGAAAAGUUCUUACACCUACAAGUUAGGGUUAGUUUGGUAUUGUUGUGCUUUAAAAAAAAAUACUUGCAGUAAUGUGUUUGGUAAACUAUAGUUGUAAAAGUACUUUUGGCAAAAAAAUGCAAUGUUACAAUGUUUAGUAAAUCUUUAUGUAAAACAGUUGUGACUA
Malus domestica (apple) is the source of this 5456-nucleotide messenger RNA. RefSeq lists its product as uncharacterized. NCBI's taxonomy places the organism in Eukaryota, Viridiplantae, Streptophyta, Magnoliopsida, Rosales, Rosaceae. The record is from RefSeq and is a predicted model, not a curated record. Gene Ontology annotation, biological process: protein phosphorylation; recognition of pollen. Gene Ontology annotation, molecular function: ATP binding; protein kinase activity.